AGUAAAAACAAUCGAAAGUUUACUGAUGGAUGAAAGACAACCCACUUUGGAAGAUAAAAUGGAGAAGUACUGGAGGCGCAUGUUCUACCUAGAUCCAAAACUGGAAGCUACACCCCUGGAGCUCUCCACAUUGGAGUAUUUUGGGGCUUUUAGGAUUAUAAGUCCAAACGAUCCCAAGAAGAAACAUUGGCUUAUCUACAACUGCCUCCACUCGGAGAUUGCAGAAAAGGUGGAAAAGGUUCGCCAAAAAUAUGGAAAGAAGAACGUAUAUGAGAUUAUUCGAAAACCGGUUUACAGUGGAUUGGGUUUUCGAAAAACAGUUAAAGAUCAUUUUUUAAAUUUAAGAUGGAAGGCCAGUGGAAGUCUCUUGGAGGCUCCGGAAACAAGCUAUUAUAAUGACGAACGAUUUGUUAAAACCGUAAAUAAUUUGCUCUCUGGGAAGAAUAGAAGAAUUUACGACUAUAUAAUGGAACAUCAUCAGUGGUUUAAACGGUGUAAUGACCAAAAACCACCACCCAAUAUAGUCCGAUUUUUUUAAGUGUGUUUUGAAAUUCCGAAGCCUAUCGAUAAGC
This is a messenger RNA of Drosophila bipectinata, 572 nucleotides long. RefSeq lists its product as uncharacterized. Lineage: Eukaryota; Metazoa; Arthropoda; Insecta; Diptera; Drosophilidae. The record is from RefSeq and is a predicted model, not a curated record.